This is a messenger RNA of Durio zibethinus, 1240 nucleotides long. RefSeq lists its product as uncharacterized. NCBI's taxonomy places the organism in Eukaryota, Viridiplantae, Streptophyta, Magnoliopsida, Malvales, Malvaceae. The record is from RefSeq and is a predicted model, not a curated record.
UAACAAACCAUUGAAAGGGAAAAAACAUCGUUAUUCAUUAACCGGACGGAGCCCAGAUAUAUAAAGGACGCUAGAAAAUAGGAAUUAAUCGGAAAAAAGAAAAGGUAUCAGAGAUGGCGUGCAGGACGGUAUUGCGUUCCGUUUUCAUAACUGAGCCGUGGAGGCCUCUGCAACGAAACGGGAAUUUCCUUUCUGUUGAAACGUCGAAGAGCUUUGGAAUUUCUUCUGCGAAGAGAGGGAGCUGCGGAUGUUACGUGACGGCUGUUAGGGCUCGAGACAUUCACUUUUCGAAACCAAGUCAGAAGCUGAAUUGCUCUCAUAAUGAAACGCCGUCGCCUUCGGCGUCCGAGGAGGAUGAGCUUGAUCAAGGUCCUCCUCAGGAAGCCAUUCUCAAAGCAAUUUCAGAGGUAUCAAAAACAGAAGGGAGAGUUGGGCAAACCACAAAUGUGGUUAUUGGUGGUACAGUAGCCGAUGAUUCAACUAAUGAAUGGCUUGCUUUGGAUCAGAAGGUCAACUCAUACCCCACUGUUAGAGGAUUUACUGCUAUUGGAACUGGAGGUGAUGAUUUUGUGCAAGCUAUGGUUGUUGCUGUUGAAUCUGUUAUACAACAGCCAAUUCCUGAGGGUCGGGUGAGGCAGAAAUUAUCAUCCAGGGGAAAAUAUGUAUCUGUUAACAUCGGUCCUGUUCGGGUUGUUUCCAGUGAACAGGUUCAAGCUGUAUACAAUGCUAUGAGGAGAGAUGAUCGGAUGAAAUACUUUUUGUAAGGUGAUCCCCAUUCUUGCAUUCUGCAGAAUACGAUCAUGUAGGGGCAGUUUAAUUUCCCUUUUUCUUCUUGCUGGUUUUUUUUUUUUCCCUUUCUCAAUUAGUCAGUUUAUUUUCUUUGAUUAACCAAAAGGCACCAUCGUAGGCACGGAAUCAUUAUUGAAGUCAAAUAUUUAUCUCUUUGCUAAGCGAUGCCAAUCUGUAUUUGAUGAUAUAUAUAAUAUUUAUUUGUCAAUCAGAAAUUAGUCUGCAUUUAGUGUAUUUCAUUCAUAGUUAAUCAUCCUUUUAUUGAAGAAAAAAUAAGAUACGAUUUGUUCUCCCAGUACUUGAAUUCAUGAAAGCAUUUUUCAUCUACCCUCAUCUCUAUUCCCUUCUCCAUUUGCUCCUUAAAUUUUCCUUGAGUCUUCUUAGAAACCUUCUUUUUUAGAAGGUCACUUGUCAGGGUGAAGAAAGGGUGGUUGGGAGACAUGCAUGUGUU